This is a messenger RNA of Staurois parvus, 550 nucleotides long. Lineage: Eukaryota; Metazoa; Chordata; Amphibia; Anura; Ranidae. The record is from the annotation of a GenBank genome assembly.
CUUACAUUGGAGGUCAGUGGAAAGAAUGCUCCUUACAUUGGAGGUCAGUGGGAAGAAUGUUCCUUACGUUGGAGGUCAGUGGGAAGAAUGUUCCUUAUGUUUGAGGUCAGUGGGAAGAAUGUUCCUUAUGUUGGAGGUCAGUGGGAAGAAUGUUCCUUACGUUGGAGGUCAGUGGGAAGAAUGUUCCUUACGUUGGAGGUCAGUGGGAAGAAUGUUCCUUACGUUGGAGGUCAGUGGGAAGAAUGUUCCUUAUGUUGGAGGUCAGUGGGAAGAAUGCUUCUUACGUUGGAGGUCAGUGGGAAGAAUGCUUCUUACAUUGGAGGUCAGUGGGAAGAAUGCUUCUUACAUUGGAGGUCAGUGGGAAGAAUGCUCCUUACGUUGGAGGUCAGUGGGAAGAAUGUCCUUUAUGUUGGAGGUCAGUGGGAAGAACGCUACUUACAUUGGAGGUCAGUGGGAAGAACGCUCCUUAUGUUGGAGGUCAGUGGGAAGAACGCUCCUUACGUUGGAGGUCAGUGGGAAGAAUGUUCCUUACAUUGGAGGUCAGUGGGAA